Molecule: messenger RNA, 3115 nt
Organism: Labrus mixtus (cuckoo wrasse)
Lineage: Eukaryota; Metazoa; Chordata; Actinopteri; Labriformes; Labridae
Gene: slc5a5
Product: solute carrier family 5 member 5
Exons: 16
Coding region: 490-2406 (638 amino acids)
Biological process (GO): iodide transmembrane transport; sodium ion transport
Cellular component (GO): membrane
Molecular function (GO): symporter activity
Source: RefSeq, a predicted model, not a curated record
AGAUAAAGUUUUCAAACUGAUAUGUGAAAUAAAAAUGCGCGAUUAAUGAAAAUAAUUACAAUUUUAAAUCGAAUGAAAUUGUCUCAAAACAACUUUGAUUAAUGUCAUAUUAUAUUUAUUAUUCAUUGGGCAUAUUUCAAAAAGUAGUAUUUCUGAUGAUUACAUUAAUGGACCACUCCAAAUAACUAGACAGCAUAUUUCACAAGCCAGUAUGAGCAUUAUGCUGUCAGGUUCAGCUAUAGCACACCAGCUAUAAGAGAGUUAACCAGCUAUAAUGGGUUCAUAUAGUGUUUGAUCUUAAGUGUGUUUAUUUAAUGUAGACACCUAUUGUCACAAGUUAUCACAUUAAAGAGAAGGACAUCCUACAGCCUACAAGCAUGCGUUGUUUCAGGGACAUUUGUGGUACAGUUAUGAACUGUAAAUCUGUCUUCACUCUGACAGAUCAAAAAAACAAACAAUCCAGAAGGAACAGGACACUCAAGUAAAAUAAUGGAAGAGCUGACAGUUAGAGAUCCAUCCACGCUAGGCUUCGUCAUUGCCGACUAUGCAGUCUUUGCUUGCAUGCUGUUGGUCUCUAUGGCCAUCGGACUCUUCCAGGUCUUGAAGAAGAGCAAAAGGGAAGCCACAGCAGAUGACUUCUUCACCGGGGGCAGGAGCCUGCCGGCAGUGCCGGUUGGGCUGUCGCUCUGUGCCAGCUUUAUGUCAGCAGUCCAGGUCUUGGGUGUUCCCUCUGAAGCUUCUCGCUACGGCUUUAAAGUCCUCUAUAUGUGUCUUGGGCAAAGCAUCAACUCGCUGCUGACGGCGUACCUUUUCCUUCCUGUUUUCUUUCGACUGGGCAUCACCAGCACCAAUCAGUAUCUGAAGUUGAGAUUUGGCAGAGGGAUGCAGCUGUUGGGGAGUGUCCAGUUUCUUGUUGUGACGCUGCUUUACACAGGAGUUGUCAUCUACGCACCUGCCUUGAUUCUCAACCAAGCUAUUGGACUCAAUAUGUGGGUAUCUCUGUUUUCUACCGGGAUCAUUUGCACCCUAUACACCACACUGGGGGGCAUGAAAGCUGUGAUCUGGACUGAUGUGUUCCAGAUUAUCGUCAUGUUGUCUGGCUUUGUGGCCAUUUUCAUAAAAGGAACAAUUCUGGUUGGUGGUCCUGCACGUGUACUGGAGAUAGCCAAGAAUGGAUCACGCAUCAACUUCAAUGAUUUUGACGUUGACCCACGUAAGCGGUAUACCUUCUGGACCUUGUCUGUCGGGGGCACACUGGUUUGGCUGUCCAUGUACGGGGUAAACCAAGCCCAAGUCCAGCGCUACAUCUCCUGCAGAACAGAAAAAGCGGCCCAGUGGGCAAUGUUUGUGAACCAAGUGGGCCUGUGUCUCAUUGUGGGCAGUGCAGCAACAUGUGGCAUCGUCAUGUUUGCUUACUACAUCAACUGUGAUCCACUGAAGUCUGGGAAGAUUUCAGCCCCUGAUCUGUAUAUGCCGUUCUUUGUGUUGGACAUAUUCAGAAAUCAUCCUGGCUUCCCAGGACUUUUCCUUGCCUGUGCAUACAGCGGGACUCUGAGCACAGCUUCCACAAGUAUUAAUGCGAUGGCUGCAGUGACGAUGGAGGAUCUUCUGCGACCUCACCUGGUCCAUGUUUCCCAGAAGAAAUUAGUCCUUAUUUCCAAAGGACUGUCCCUCCUGUGUGGAGCUGGUUGUAUCACUGUGGCUGCACUCUCUUCAUUUCUGGACUGGGGAGUACUUCAGGGAUCGUUCACUGUCAUGGGUGUGGUCAGCGGUCCUUUACUGGGUGUCUUCAUUUUGGGGAUGUUUAUCCCAGCAGCAAACAGACUUGGGGCAUUCUCGGGAAUAUUAGUUGGAUUCUGUGUCUCUCUGUGGCUGGCUGUCGGAUCAACUCUUUACCCUCCCAGUGAGCAGACCAUGGGUGUGCUGCCCAGUUACUCGGGCGAGUGUGAAGUCAGCAACAUCACCGUGAGCAGAAUCCCUGAACAACAUUCCAUAUCCAUCCCGCUUCAUCCCAACAACCCGAGGGGUCUGCAGAACUUUUACUCCAUGUCCUACCUCUACUUCGGUGCUGUGGCAACUAUUUCUGUUGUGAUCGUGGGGGUGAUCGUGAGCUAUGCGACAGGACCAACCAAAAGGGCUCAUAUAAAAGAGGGUUUGCUGUGGUGGGAUCUGAACAAAAAGCAGAUCGAGGUUCCAUCAGAGCGCAGAACAAUGUCAUUGAGGUGUCCCUGUCCUCUGCGCAAUGCAUGCUGGGAUACUCCGAGCCAGAAUAGCAAGAAUAACCAGGGAGACGGUCUGAGAGAUAAACCACAGCUUGUGCCUUUGAGAGAGCUGCAUAAAGAAGACAGACGUGACCAAGAAGGAACGACAGAUGACGACAUUGUUAAAUUUUCCCUCACAGUGUAGGAGUCUAGAAAAUGAAACUUUUUUUUCCUGAAUACCUUUGUAGACUGACGGCCGCCUUUCCUCUUUGGCAGCACUUUUUAGUACUUGCCUUUUCCCUCAAUUCAACUCUUCACUCAAAAAAAGUUAUUGUCUCUUUGUCGGUCAAAGUGGGACCCACAUUUGGAGCAAAAUCUGGGUUAUCAAGAAUGAAUCUUUUGUUCAGAGUAUUAUAGGAUAAUGAAGGGAUUUAGAAUGGUGCCAGGGAAUGUAUAUGAAAUACUUUCAGGUGUUAUUAUAAUUCUUCACUGAAAGGCUCUUUCAUCAGGACUUUAAUUCUGGCAUGACCUAUAUCUGCAGUAUUGCAAACCUGUACAUCUACUAGUCUUAACAGAUAUGGCACAGUCUAAGGUGAACUGAAUGAACAGUAACUGAACUCUUUGUUUGCUUGUGGCUAGAAAACACUGUGAAUCUACCAGAUGCCUUUUAACCCUCAGGUGAAAAAAUGCAGACUAGCUCCUUGGCUGUUGCUCAUCCAGUCCAAACACCUGUCACACAAAUGUUAAUAAGAAGCAUUGUUAAAGCCCAUGGUUUAACCUGAUUCAUCAUAAAAACAAUGUUAUCUGUAAAUCAAUUGUACUUUUUUUGGUAAAUGAUGUGAUGAGUGCAUUCUAUUUUUAAAGUGUAUUAAAUAUAAAUAAUAUAUAAUAUAAAAAUGUUUCUUUGAGGUUUA